Molecule: messenger RNA, 2298 nt
Organism: Fragaria vesca subsp. vesca
Lineage: Eukaryota; Viridiplantae; Streptophyta; Magnoliopsida; Rosales; Rosaceae
Product: glucan endo-1,3-beta-glucosidase-like
Exons: 8
Coding region: 1-2298 (765 amino acids)
Biological process (GO): carbohydrate metabolic process
Cellular component (GO): plasma membrane
Molecular function (GO): hydrolase activity, hydrolyzing O-glycosyl compounds
Source: RefSeq, a predicted model, not a curated record
AUGGCGACAAAAUUCCUCCUCACCCUUCUCCUAUUCCAUCUCUCCACCACGGCCUACUCCAUCGGUGUCAACUACGGCACGCUCGGAGACAACCUCCCGCCGCCGUCUCAGGUUGCAAACUUCCUCAAGACCCAAACCAUUAUCGACUCGUUGAAAAUCUUCGAUAUGAACCCGGACAUCAUUAGAGCCUUUGCCAACUCAGGCAUCUCAUUGACCAUAACCCUCCCAAACGGUGACAUCCCAACCCUCACGAAUCCACGCGCAGCUCGACGAUGGAUCCAGCAGAACAUCAAGCCCUUCUACCCGGCGACCCUAAUACGUUACAUCUGCGUCGGCACCGAGGUUCUUCACUGGGGAGAUGAUGCCCAAAAGUCCAACCUAGUCGCGGCCAUGCGAACCCUAAAUAAUGCCCUAAGGGUUGAGGGGUUCAAGGGCAUUAAGGUCUCCACACCGCACUCCUUGGGCAUCAUGCUGACGUCUGAACCUCCAAGUCAGGGCCGGUUUAGACCGGAGGUGACGCCAAUUUUGAUACAAAUGCUGCGGUUCUUAAGGGAAUCCAACUCCCCACUGAUGGUGAAUCCCUACCCUUACUUCGGGUGGAGCCCGGAAAACGAGAACUACGCACUCUUCCGGCAGUCAAGAAUAGAUCCGAUCACAAAGCUAACAUACACCAGUAUGUUCGACGGCUUGUUGGACGCCGUUUACUCGGCGGCAAAAGCGCUAGGUUUCCCUGACGUCAAUAUACUUGUGGGUGAGACCGGUUGGCCUUCAGCUUGUGAAUUCCCAGUUUGCUCGAUGCAACAUGCCGCGGACUAUAACGGUAAUCUGGUUAAGCAUGUUGAGUCAGGUAAGGGCACACCUUUGAUGCCGAACCGAAAGUUCGAGACCUACAUCUUUUCCAUGUUUAACGAGAAUCAAAAACCCGGUCCGUUAGCUGAGAAGAACUGGGGUCUGUUCUACCCUAAUUUAGCUCCGGUUUACAACGUUGGGAUUAUGCGCAAUCAGCAGGGCGGCGGUGGAUCAAUACCUAAUCCAACACCAGCUAAACCAGCUCCAACCACACCGCCAGGUAAUGGAGGCAAAGUGUGGUGCAUAGCAAAGCCAGGUGCAACCAACCAGGCCUUGCAGGCAAACUUAGACUACGCUUGCAGCCAGCCGGGUGGCGUGGACUGCGGGCCCAUACAGCCCGGUGGUGCUUGCUUCGAUGAAGAUGUCCGGGCUCGAGCGUCCUACGCCAUGAAUUCUUACUAUCAGGUCAAGGGUGGUAACGAUUUCAACUGCGAUUUCUCUGGAACCGGACUCAUCACCAUCACCGACCCAAGUCACGGCGGAUGCAAAUAUAUCGAGGCUGGUGGCCAAGGACCCUCUGGACCAACACCAACCCAACCAAGCAAACCUGCUCAACCAUCUAAGGGAGGGUGGUGCGUACCAAAACCAGGGGUAACCGACGCAGUUUUGCAGCAAAACAUGGACUGGUUGUGCGGCACCCAUAAGGUGCAUUGUAACAACGUAAUGCCUGGUGCUAAAUGCUAUGCCGAGUCAAUCCUGCCACGGGCAUCCUACCUCAUGGAUGUUUACUACAAGAAGUACGGCCGCCACGAUUACGACUGUGAUUUCAAUGGAAGCGCCCAAAUCACCAACAUCAAUCCGACUGCAUCAGAUUCCCUGCUUGUUUUCUUUCGCAAUGUCGACAGAGCGGUAUGCAUAGUUCUGUCAGCAAACAUAGACUAUGCUUGUAACCAAGCCAGCGUAAAUUGUCAGGACGUUCGACCAGGAGGUGCUUGUUUCAACAGCGAUCUUAAAACCCGGGCAUCUUUCGCAAUGAACGCUUUUUACAACCUUUACCGUUCACUAGGUGGCACCUGUGAUUUUUCCGGUUCCGGGCAAAUCAUUAACACUGACCCAAGCACAUUCUCAUGCAAGUUUGUUGCUAGUGAUGGGGAUAGUGGAAGUAAACUUCCACCGCGUAAUGUUUACAAUCCUAAACCUAUACCUAAAACGCCAAAACGUUCAGUACUAGGAGGAGAUGGUCCGGUCCGCAAAUGGUGCGUAGCAAAACCGCAUUCUGAUACUGAUACUUUGGAUAAACAUUUAGACUGGUUAUGCGGCAUGGUAGAAUGCCAAGCCAUAAAACCAGGUGGUGCUUGCUAUGACGAAUCUAUUAGGGCGCAAGCAUCCUUCGCUAUGAAUUCUUAUUAUCAGACAAAGGGUCGUAACGACAAUAAUUGUGAUUUCUCUGGAACUGCAGUCAUCACCACUGUCGACCCAAGUCAUGGUCCAUGUCACUACCUUUCCUAA